Molecule: messenger RNA, 2999 nt
Organism: Paramormyrops kingsleyae
Lineage: Eukaryota; Metazoa; Chordata; Actinopteri; Osteoglossiformes; Mormyridae
Product: coenzyme Q-binding protein COQ10 homolog B, mitochondrial-like
Biological process (GO): cellular respiration
Cellular component (GO): mitochondrion
Molecular function (GO): ubiquinone binding
Source: RefSeq, a predicted model, not a curated record
UCUCACAGAAAGCCAGCCACUUCUCACCGGAAUGAUUAGCAGCAGAUACCGAAGCGGAUCAAACGAUGGCGAGAGGCUGCCGGUGUUUACGAGGAGCGGUAGCCCGGUGUGUCAGCCAGUUCCGGGCACCUGCGAUCAGAGGCAGCUCUCGGAAGAAUGGCCUGAGAUAUCUCUCCUCAUGUGGGAUCCUGAUGACUCGAUAUCCCCCCCUGUUGGCGGUUCUGCCCAGGCAGCCCAGCAUCCCGCCUGUUCGGAGUUUCUUCAAUCUGGCGGAGUCAUUCAACAGGAGGAAGGAGUACUCCGAGAGGCGCAUUAUCGGCUACUCCAUGCAGGAGAUGUAUGAUGUUGUGGCAGGGGUUGAAGACUACCUCCACUUUGUGCCAUGGUGCAAGCGCUCAGACGUGAUCUUCCGCCGCUCAGGCUUCUGCAAAGCCAAGCUAGAGGUGGGCUUCCAUCCAGUGCUGGAGAGAUAUACGUCACUGGUCACCACAGUUCGCCCCCAUCUGGUUAAGGCUUCCUGCUCUGACGGAAAACUCUUCAACCACCUGGAAACUGUGUGGCGCUUCAGUCCCGGACUGCCCGGCUAUCCCCGUACCUGCACUCUGGACUUCGCUAUCUCCUUCGAGUUCCGCUCGCUCCUGCACUCCCAGCUGGCCACGGUCUUCUUCGAUGAGGUGGUGAAGCAGAUGGUGUCAGCCUUCGAGAGGCGGGCCCACAAGUUGUAUGGGGCUGAAACACGGAUACCACGCGAACUCAUGUCCCACGAGAUACACCAGACAUAAGGCUUCGCUUGUGAUGCUCGGCCUGCUCAGAGAUAGCAGAGUGCUGAGGUUUCUGCCUGCCUCUGUGCCUUAGUGUCACUAAAACAGAUUUUUUAUUCUCUUUAGCAGCCCAUGGCUGAUUAUUGCUCUUUUUUCGAUUUUAUUCCCAAUUUUAAUUGCCUCUGGCUUAGUUUCUUUGUCAUGAGGCAAAGGAGAGCGGAGGUUCCUUCCUCUGACUCGCAUCGCUGUCCUGUCUGCCCUCUGGGAAUCGACACUGGGGACCCUUGUUAAUGGUAACCAGUAAGGUUAUGUGUCGAGCUAUGCUGAUAAACCAAUCCCAGCUGACCCUCACCCCCCCAAGAUACUAAAACUAAAUUGCUCCUCCACUAAAAACUUUCUGGACAGAACUACAGAAUAUGACAGUGUACACUGGAAUAGUGGUUGGGGGAGAUUACCUUAACCAAUGAACCCACUCAGAACCUUGUGUCCAGCCCAUUGUUCUGCAGCUGGGGAGAUAUUUGCCAAGGAUUAAACAAGUUAAAUUAUUUUUCAUCAGAUGGGUGGGACUAUGGGAAAUUUUGGCUCUCGGGGUGCAGGAUGUCCAUCCAUCCAUCUACCCACCCAUCCAUCCAUCCAUCUAUCCAUCUAUCCAUCCAUCUUCUAACUCCUUAUUCAGGUCAGGGUUGUGGGGGGGGGGGGGGGGGGGGUGGAGUUUUUCCCAGGCAGCACAGAGCACAAGUAUUUAUAAAGCUGAGUUUCCCCUUAUGGGGGGAAAAAAUAAAACCACACACACACACACACAAACACACAUACAAUAUCAUACACCACAAGCAAUUUAAAGAUGCCGUUUACUUUGCAUGUCUUUGACUGAGAGGAAACUGUAGUACAUAUAGGAAGCCUGCACAACACUGGGGAAACCAGUAAACUUCACACACACAGCAGAGGAACGAUUCGAACCCCAGCCCUGGAGGUGUGAAGCCACAGCGCCACCCACUGGCCCACUGUAGCAUGCCAGGUGCAGAACAUGAUCUUCUGAGUAUGAUAUGAGCAUUUGGCUCUGGUAUAAAUGUAUAGCUAAGCACUAAUGAUAUAGUGUGGAGUAUGUGCUGGUAGCCGGGUGUUAAGAACAGGACAGCAGUGUUCAGCAAAAAUAAAUCAAGUGAAGGUGGCAGGAGAAAUCGUCUGGCGGGUACAGUGGAAAUCCCAGGGUUACUGAGAUGAGUGAAAAUGCACAAUUUAUUUAAUCUUUGCCGAGUGAACCAUGCUUUUCGCUAGGAUGCCAAAUCCUGAGGCUGUCAGCUUAAAUCAGUGUUAAUGACGUGUGCAGUAUGGUUUUUAGUUCGGUAUUAAGCAGAUAUGUAACUAUGCCUAAUGCUGAAAAGGUCCCGGGGGGGAGGCUUUGGUCAAGUGCCGGCCAUGGUUGACCUUAACAGGCUUUGUAGAUACCUACCUGACAAUUCCCUUCAGAGACGCUCCAGUAUACCCAGUGCACUGUGCCCCCAUAUUUAUCCAGACCAUUAUUAUUACUUAGUGUAUGUACGCUCCAUACGCUCAUGCUAUUUAUUUAGCUUAUUGGCUUCAUGUGCACGCGAACUACAAGCAAGAGGCAAAUGCGCACAAUUUUAUAUUUAUAAUGUUGAUGGAUUUUUAGCAAACGCGUAUUUUUAUGAGUGAAUACGUGGUAUUUGUAUAUAUGCAGCAGGGGAGGAUCCCAGCAAGAGGCGGACAGGCCGCUGGUCAGGGGGGGCGUCACUGGAGCCCCACGGCUGAGAAGGGGGAUCCGAUUUCACCCAGGGUGCCAAGUACACCUGAACCGCCACUGAUGGGAUCCUCAACGAUACUCACCACAUGCAGCAGACAACUGUUCUCCCACAGAUGCUGUAGACCAAAAAUUGUGGUCUCAUGAGUAACAAAGUAAUUGUGACGGUUGAUGUAGGAUGUAGGAUGUCGUUACAAGACCUGACUGUAGGUGGCACAUUUCUCAAAACAAUGGAAAUCCACAUUUUGUCAGCUUAACUGUAUAACGUGUGUUGUGAUAAAGAUCCAAAUCAUUUCAUAUUCUGACUCAUCUGAUUGUAAGUUGGGAUAUUGGGUAAUACAAAAUGUCAAUAGUUGUGUAGAUUGCUGUUUAUUCUCACUCUCAAAGCUUUGUGUGAUUUUCACACAAAAUAUGUUUUUAGUGAUCUGGUGAACCCCAUGAGAGCAUUAUUUUCGCCAAAGAAAUAAGCAGUGUUUCUA